This is a messenger RNA of Leishmania braziliensis MHOM/BR/75/M2904, 1422 nucleotides long. RefSeq lists its product as hypothetical. The transcript has a single exon. NCBI's taxonomy places the organism in Eukaryota, Euglenozoa, Kinetoplastea, Trypanosomatida, Trypanosomatidae. The record is from RefSeq and is a predicted model, not a curated record. Bases 1 to 1422 code for a protein of 473 amino acids.
AUGAAGUUGCCUGCCUCUCUUCCUUUGGCAGUGCUGCUUGUGCUGCUCACCUUGAGCGGUCUCGCAGAGGUGGCCCAGGCGCAGGGUCUACUCGGUCUACUGGCACUGCAGAUGAAAGGGUACACGUCGUAUAGCUCCGCUUCUCUGUUGAGCUCUGGCAUAGCUGUCACGUACUCUAGCACUGAGACGACGUGCUUCGACGCUGGCGGCGUCCCAGCCAGCGACGCAAACACUCGGUUGAGCAACACCGUCGCGUACUGGAUGAGUAUCAACGGCGGUGGAAGCAGGAGCACUAUCUACACUGGCUCCAGUGCGGCGCCGUCCCUGCCCAACACGGCCUGUGCAGAGCGUGUCGAGGGCGCCACGACACCGAACAGCGCCAACUGCUACUACCGCUGGCGCUACGGGUUCUACGACAUGUACUCGUACAAAGACGAGCCUGGCACGGCGUACUGGGCUAACCUCUACCAGCAGAGCUCGGGAGACAGCCAGGUUCUGAAUCAGUUUGAACAAUUCAUCUGGGAGCCGAAGGUCGACGCCUCAGGUAAACGAUACCCACGUGGGUACUUUGGCGGCGUCGCCAGUUUCGACCCCGUCAUGAGGGGUCUCUACCGCAUGGACGCGCCACUAGUGCCGAAGAAUAACGACCCGAACCCAACGAGCAGCUUUAUGAUUGUGUGCGAGCACCAGCUCUAUCCGGAGAGGCCCCCCUUUACCACGCGCAUGCCGCAGCCAGUGUUUGUGAAUGGCUUCAAAACCCUCAUGUGGUCUCAGUCGCACUGGUGGGUCAUCUUCCUGAUAGUAGCCAUUAUCAUCCUGGCCUUCCUCUUCUUCAUCGUCAUCUACUGCUGCUUCACUUCAAUGAAGCCAAAGGAGGAGCCGCCGCUGUUCGUGAUGGUCAUCCGCGAGCGCGUUGGCAAGGGGUACGUCGUCACUGAUAGAGCAUCCCAGGCGACAAACCAGCAGUACGCCGUGCCAGGUGGGAUGCCGCUGCCACCGCAGAUGCUGUCACCGCAGAUGCUGUCACCAGCGCAGGAGGAGCAGCGCCGCCAGAUGCGCUAUGGACGCGGUUUUAAUCCGCUGCAGCCGCACGAUUCGGAGGACAUGGCCGUGGGUGCGGCCGGUAUCUACCAGAACGGCGGGCGCACUCAGUAUGCCCACGGCAAUGUACCCACGAGCUCGGAUGGCAACCUCAUCGGCUGCAACGCCGUGGAUAUCAGCGAGGAGGGCUUAUCUUACCAAGGAUCGUCACAGAAUGUACAAGAGGCGGAUGGCGCGGGAAAUGCCCCCCAGGAGCCCAGCCUCGUCACCUCGAAGCGUCGCAGCAUGCGUCGCAGUCGUAACCGCAACAUUUCGCAGGCCUUCGACGAUGUCGAGGUACCACAGGCUGGCGAGAUCGAUGAGGCGAACGUGAACCUCUAA